AUGACAGCCGGACUUAUCGCCACAGAUGUGGCUUCGCAGGUGGCCACUGCGACGCCUCUUCUUCUCAAGGUCCAUUCUUGGCACCGCUUCGAUGCUGUGGCCGCCUCACCGAAGCGCUGUCCCAACUUGUUGCAGAGCACAUGGCGCAAGCAGAUGAAGGAAAGCGUGCGUGCACUUCCGGAAGACAUGGAAAAUUGGAUGAUGAAGCAUGGACAAGCGCGAGCACUCCUCGACAUCAAUCCGCCCGAAAUGCCCGACUUCCAGCAAGCACCUCCCAGUCAAUGUCAUUUCCAUGCUGCGUCGGUUCCGGCGGCAGUCUCACAGCAUGGUCCUGAUGAGCCAUCUAUUCUUCGGCAUUGGAGCCCGGAAUGGCUUCCACGACUGUUCGAAGAUGCAAGCCAUCUCAGAAUCCAGAAAGAUGUAUGCCAACGCCCCGCCACAAUGGCAGAAGAAACCAUAGCAUUCCGAGACCGAGUCGAUCAAUCCUUUGGUUGGAAAAGCAAAGUUCUGGACGACCAGCAGAAAUCUUAUAGAGCAGCAGCUCAGGCCACGCUUCUGCCACUUGCAUGCAUGCGGAUUCUAUCGGGUGGUGUUGCGUUGUUGGACACAAGCCCGGACGAUGGCAAGUCGGAGCUACUCCACUGCAAACUCUUCGCCUUGGUUGCUGGGGAUCUCUACCGCAGUCAUGGGGGCCAACUCUUCGAAUACAACAAUGGCGCAUGGGCGCCGGCCUCUCGUGGCCUGACAUCUGUGAACCUUGAAUUCGUCCUCCAGGCCCUUCGUAGAGCUCAGGCGUAUUAUUCCAUAAUGGCCCAGAUGAAGCCGAAGAGAUGUUAUGAUGACAUUGUCUUCGAGAUCAAAGCCAUCCAGCAAGUGGGUAUGGAGGAGGUUCUCUUGCAAUGGCAACUUCAGGAUAUCAUUCAGAGGAAACCUGAAGUCAGAGCACGUGAGUGGCUCUGUGGCCUGUCUGAGCUUUGUCGGACCAUCGUGAAAUGCUUCCAACGUUGGGGCGAUGAAGAAAUACGGGUCAAACAGCAACCAGGGCUCUGCUUCCAGGAUGCAUUCAUCUCGACUGUGGAUGGCAACCCGAAACAAAUGCAGAAAGAUGCCCGUCAUGGUUGUUACAUAGCCAUCCCUACUCCCAUCGCCUUUGUGCCCAGCAUGGCCACCAGACAGCGAUACGCCAGCAUCCUCUUGUCUUCUUUUGCAGGCUCAGAUGGAUUGCAAGUGCUGCUCAACCAAUGUGCUCUGGUUGUGGCCCGUGUCCGGCAGCCUGACAUCUUGCACAUUGUUGUUGGAUGUGGACAUGACGUAAAAACUUUGAUUUUUGUCGAUCACUUGCAAGCUGUCUUUGGCAGUGCCUUCAGUUGCGCUCCGUGCGGCAUGCUGCAAUCGGAGCGAGAAUUCCAAGCCCAAG
Cladocopium goreaui is the source of this 1417-nucleotide messenger RNA. Lineage: Eukaryota; Dinophyceae; Suessiales; Symbiodiniaceae. The record is from the annotation of a GenBank genome assembly.